Peromyscus maniculatus bairdii (prairie deer mouse) is the source of this 4301-nucleotide messenger RNA. Lineage: Eukaryota; Metazoa; Chordata; Mammalia; Rodentia; Cricetidae. The record is from RefSeq and is a predicted model, not a curated record.
CGGUCCAUGCCGGGGCAGGUGGGGACGGAGCUGGCUCGGGUGGACGUUUUCCAUGGUUUUUUUCCCCCAGGGUCGGUCACCUAGAGUGAAGUUCGGCGUACGUUUCAAUGUGUGGCAGAUGUGGCUGAUCACACGCUUUUGGGGUUGUUUUUACAGCAGUUGACCCCAGAACUCAUUUUUUCAGGAAACGGCUUCCUUCAGAAUGGUCAAAAUAAAGGCAUGAGGCGUUUGGACGUUUUUAUCUCCGAGUGAGAAUCUUCUGAUGAUGCAAGGAGUUUGAGAUUUAAUCCAAGCCAUGUGGUAAAGUCGGGGGUCCGAAGAAAAUGGAAAGGCCCGGGUUUCUGUGGCUGUGCCUCUUCCUGCCCGCGGUAAGGGGACACAGCCUUUUCACCUGUGAGCCCAUCACUGUGCCCAGAUGUAUGAAGAUGGCCUACAACAUGACCUUCUUCCCCAACCUGAUGGGCCAUUACGACCAGGGAAAAGCCGCUGUGAAAAUGGAGCACUUUCUGCCUCUUGCAAAUCUGGAAUGUUCACCAAAUGUUGAAAUAUUCCUUUGCCAAGCUUUCAUACCAACCUGCACAGAGCAAAUCCAUGUGGUUCCACCUUGUCGUAAAUUAUGUGAGACAGUAUAUUCUGAUUGCAAAAACUUAAUUGACACUUUUGGGAUCUGGUGGCCUGAAGAACUUGAAUGUAACAGAUUGCCACACUGUGAUGACUCUGGUCCCAUAACUCCUGAUCCACACACAGAGCUCCUUGGUCCUCAGAGGAAAACUGAACAAGUCCCAAGAGACAUUGGCUUUUGGUGCCCAAAGCAUCUCAAGGUUUCAGGAGAGCAAGGCUAUAAGUUCCUGGGGAUUGACCAGUGUGCCCCUCCGUGCCCCAACAUGUAUUUUAAAAGUGAUGAGCUGGACUUUGCCAAAAGUUUCAUAGGAAUAGUUUCAAUAUUUUGUCUUUGUGCAACUCUGUUCACAUUUCUUACAUUUUUAAUUGAUGUUAGAAGAUUCAGAUACCCAGAGAGACCAAUUAUCUACUACUCUGUCUGCUACAGCAUUGUCUCUCUCAUGUACUUUGUUGGGUUUUUGCUGGGCAAUAGCACAGCUUGUAAUAAGGCAGACGAGAAGCCGGAGCUCGGGAAUACGGUCGUUCUGGGCUCCAAGAAUAAGGCUUGCAGCGUGGUGUUUAUGUUUUUGUAUUUUUUCACAAUGGCUGGCACUGUGUGGUGGGUGAUUCUCACCAUCACUUGGUUCCUAGCCGCAGGAAGAAAGUGGAGUUGUGAAGCCAUCGAGCAGAAGGCGGUGUGGUUCCAUGCGGUUGCCUGGGGGAUGCCCGGCUUCCUGACCGUCCUGCUGCUCGCUAUGAACAAAGUCGAGGGGGACAACAUUAGCGGGGUUUGCUUCGUGGGCCUCUAUGACCUGGAUGCCUCGCGGUACUUUGUCCUCUUGCCUCUGUGCCUCUGUGUGUUUGUUGGGCUGUCUCUCCUCUUAGCUGGCAUCAUUUCCUUAAAUCAUGUUCGACAAGUUAUACAACAUGAUGGCCGGAACCAAGAGAAACUGAAGAAAUUCAUGAUUCGAAUCGGAGUCUUCAGUGGCCUGUAUCUUGUGCCCUUAGUGACACUUCUUGGUUGCUAUGUCUAUGAACUAGUGAACAGGAUCACCUGGGAGAUAACUUGGUUCUCCGAUCAUUGUCGCCAGUACCGCAUCCCGUGCCCUUAUCAGGCAAACACAGAAGCUCGACCAGAAUUGGCUUUAUUUAUGAUCAAAUACCUGAUGACAUUAAUUGUUGGCAUCUCUGCGGUCUUCUGGGUUGGAAGUAAAAAGACAUGCGCAGAGUGGGCCGGGUUCUUCAAACGGAACCGCAAGCGAGACCCCAUCAGCGAAAGCCGGAGAGUGCUGCAGGAGUCCUGUGAGUUUUUCCUGAAGCACAAUUCCAAAGUGAAACACAAGCAGAAGCACUACAAGCCAGGGUCACAUAAGCUGAAGGUCAUUUCCAAGUCCAUGGGGACCAGCACAGGCGUGACGGCAGACCACGGCACCUCUGCUGUGGCGAUCGCUGACCACGACUACUUAGGACAGGAAACUUCCACAGAAGUCCAGACCUCCCCUGAAGCAUCUGUGAAGGAGGUGAGAGCAGACAGAGCAAACCCGCCCAGAGCAAAGGACCGGGACUGUGGAGAACCUGUUUCCCCCGCAGCGUCCAGCUCCAAGCUCUCCGGGGAGCAGAGCGACAGGAACGGCCGAGCCGGCAGUGGGAAGGAGAAAAGCAGUGUGUCGGAGGGGGCUCCGAGUGAAGGAAGGGUGAGUCCGAAGAGUGACAUCACUGAAACUGGCCUAGUGAAGUGCAGCAAUCUGCAGGUCCCCAGUUCUUCAGAACCAGGCAGCCUCAAAGGUUCCACAUCUCUGCUUGUUCACUCGGCUUCUGCAGGUAGAAAAGAGCAGGGUGCUGCCGGGCGUUCAGACACUUGAAGAGACUUUUAUCUCGUUACCCUGAAGUCAGUUCUUAUUACACUGGAGAUGACAAUGCCUUUGUCUUUUUAAAAAAACCACUGCCAGAGCAGCUCAGUGGUAGAGCAUUCACCCGGAAUACUUAAGGACCUGGGUUCAUCUCCCAGCCCUGCAAAAAGAAAAAUCACGGUUACAUUCUUCUUUUGCACUUAAACCAGCUUUGUCUACUGUCUAGUUGUUUGUUUGUUUGUUCGUUUGUUUGAGACAGGGCUUCUCUUUGUAUCCCUGGCUGUCCUGGAGCUCACUCUGUAGACCAGGCUGGCCUCGAACUCACCGAGAUCUGCCUGCCUUGCUGGGAUUAAAGGUGUGCGCCAGCACCACUGGCUGUUUGUCUACUGUUAUACUGGGGGAGGGGGGGCUGAUUUCAAGAGUAAUGCAAUGCAUUCAUACCUGAAAAACCAAAAAUAUCCAGGUUAAUAACAUUUUCAAACUGUAGGCGGUGGGGAGGGCAUUAGAGGAAUCUUCCUUCUAUUUAUGAAGAUUCUUUCUUUAAAGUAUUUUAAGAUAUUUUAUGCUGUUUCAUUCUUUUGAUAUAAACCAGGAUUUUUCUGAAGUAUUUAAAAGUUAUCAUUGAACCUUUAUGUGUGUAUAUGUAUAUAUAUAUAUACAUAUAUAUAUGAAAACACACUUAUAUGCAUUUGAACUUUUGCUAUUAUGGUAGCUGUUACACUGAAUUUUUAAGAAACUUGUAAAACAGCAUUCUUUGUUUGUUUGUUUGUUUUGUUUUUCGAGACAGGGUUUCUCUGUGUAGCUUUGCGCCUUUCCUGGAUCUCACUCUGUAGACCAGGCUGGCCUUGAACUCACAGAGAUCCACCUGCCUCUGCCUCCCGAGUGCUGGGAUUAAAGGCGUGCGCCACCACCAAUAAACACUAGGUAUUACACUGAGAGGUUUGUAAGAAGCAUUUACCUUUCAAAGCCCCUCCACAGUACCUUACCUGUGAGUUUUGUGAGUGUUGACAUGUGAAGAGUUUCACAGGUCUCUGUGGAGAUGCUGUGGAGAUUGUGUCCUCCUUGUUGUCCUGCCUCCUGCUGUCUGUCUCUGACUGGCAAGCUUUCACUUGUAAAUUUUUUUUUUUUUUCUGGAGCUGAGGACCAAACCCAAGGCCUUGCGACUCUACCACUGAGCUAAAUCCCCAACCCCUCACUUGUAAAUCUUUAUAAAUUACACAAAGCUAUUGAGUUCCUUUUUUUUAAGGUUUUAUGACCACUCAAGAUUGAAUUAUGGCCAUUUAUAGUUGCUCAUACUUUUCUAUUUUAUUAUUUUUUAUCUUUUUGAGACAGGGUCUUGCUAUGUAGCUCUAUCCAACUGUCCUGGAACUCAGUAUGUAGACCAGGCUGGCCUUAAACUCACAGAGUGCCACCUACCUCUGUCUCCCGAGUGCUGGGAUUAAAGACUUGAGCCACCACACCCAGAUUUCAUUCUUUUUUAAAAUUUAAACUUAAAUUUUUAUACUACUACAGACACAUUGUAUUGUAUCUUUCUCAGAUGCUAUGCAAAAUUCAUGUCCGCAACUGAACUUGCAAAAGAAAGUUCUAGCAAUAGUAGUGAAACAUAAUGUGGUUUGAACAACACACUUGAAAAUAAUAAGGAAUUUCCUUAGUUUUGUUUCUCAUUAAGUAUUAUUUCCUGAGCAACAUUUUCUUGGGUGCUUUGGGCCUGUCAGACCUUCUGCUAAAGUUUAAAUUAAAAUUAUGUACUGUAUGGAAAAUGUUGUAAAUACUAACUUUUCCACAUUUGUAAACUUUGUACACAAGAACUUUGUGUGAUCUUUUCAUCAAUAAAAUUUUCUUUGUACAAAG